This is a messenger RNA of Amaranthus tricolor (Joseph's coat), 1465 nucleotides long. RefSeq names its product NADPH-dependent aldehyde reductase 1, chloroplastic-like. Lineage: Eukaryota; Viridiplantae; Streptophyta; Magnoliopsida; Caryophyllales; Amaranthaceae. The record is from RefSeq and is a predicted model, not a curated record. The transcript has 4 exons. The coding region runs from base 346 to 1227 and encodes 293 amino acids. Gene Ontology annotation, molecular function: oxidoreductase activity.
AUCCAUUUCCUUUAUCUUGCUUUCUAAUAAGGACAGCAAAAUGUGGCAUACCAGUAUGACUACAAAACGGAACCAUAUCUGAAUAUGCAUACAUACCCAUCUGAAUAUGCACUAAAGAUUGUACGUGUCUAGGGGAAGAUUUGUAAAGGACACUCAUAAACUUUACUCUCUUCCACGUUGCACUGUUUGUUUUCUAAGAUAACACAUUCGACAUUACACCAGUACAAUACCUUACCAGUAUAAAUACAAUGCCUCAGCCAAGAAGCUUAUACAUUAUAGAUAAGUGUCAUCUUCUUCUACUUCUGUUAUUCAAUCUUUGAUAAGAAGCUUAUAACUAAGAUAAACAUGGCGACCAAUGGAAGCAAUUUUCCAGCACAGAGACAAGAAACUCAGCCAGGGAAACAGCAUGUCAUGGAUCCUGUCCCUGGAACCGUCCACCCUGAUUACAAACCUGCCAAUAAGCUCCAGGGGAAAGUGGCCCUAGUGACAGGGGGAGACUCGGGGAUAGGGAAGGCAGUGUGCCACUGCUUUGCUUUAGAGGGAGCAACCAUAGCCUUUACCUAUGUGAAGGGCCAGGAGGACAAGGAUGCUAGCGAUACUGUUCAACUUAUCAAAAGUGCCAAGGGCUCUGGUGCUAAGGAUCCUAUAGCAGUUGCAGCUGAUUUAGGCUACGAUGAGAACUGUAGAAGAGUAGUCGACCAGGUGGUUAAUGCGUUUGGGCGCAUAGACAUCCUGGUCAACAAUUGUGCGGAGCAGUAUGAGCGCUCCAGUAUAGAGGAGAUUAGUGAGCAUAAGCUUGAGAGGGUGUUCAGGACUAACAUCUUCUCACAGUUCUUUGUCACAAGGCAUGCACUAAAGCACAUGAGAGAAGGGUCGAGCAUCAUCAACACUACAUCAAUUGUGGCAUACAAAGGGCAGCCAUCAUUACUGGACUACACUUCUACCAAAGGUGCGAUUGUGGCGUUCACCAGGGGUCUAGCCCUACAGCUCGUAGAAAAGGGUAUCCGUGUCAAUGGAGUAGCUCCCGGUCCUAUCUGGACUCCCUUGAUUCCAGCCUCGUUUAAGGAGGACGAGGUUGAGAGCUUUGGAUCAGAGGUUCCUAUGAAAAGGGCAGGGCAACCUAGCGAGGUUGCACCUUCCUAUGUGUUCCUUGCAUGCAAUGCAGACUCUUCUUACAUUACUGGACAAGUCCUCCAUCCUAAUGGAGGGGCUAUUGUGAACGGCUAAAUCUUUGUCUGGCUAGUUCUGACAUCUUGGUUUGUGCAGUGUAGUUGAAUAGAACUGUACAAUGGUCAUACCUGGAAUUUAGUUGCCUGUUCCUUUUUAAGUUCUUUUUCCUUUCUUGCAAAGGAUGUAUCUUAAGAAACUUUGUACCAAGAGAGUAUACAAUGGUAAUAAAAGGGUUUUGUUUCUCUUAUGCAACAAAGGUGACAUUUAUAGUGCACAGCUGCACACAAGGCUGGCU